This is a messenger RNA of Camponotus floridanus (Florida carpenter ant), 4332 nucleotides long. RefSeq names its product homeobox protein six1a (gene so). Gene Ontology annotation, molecular function: RNA polymerase II cis-regulatory region sequence-specific DNA binding; DNA-binding transcription factor activity, RNA polymerase II-specific. The record is from RefSeq and is a predicted model, not a curated record. The transcript has 5 exons. Lineage: Eukaryota; Metazoa; Arthropoda; Insecta; Hymenoptera; Formicidae. Gene Ontology annotation, biological process: regulation of transcription by RNA polymerase II. Gene Ontology annotation, cellular component: nucleus; transcription regulator complex. The coding region runs from base 2159 to 3733 and encodes 524 amino acids.
CGAGGAGAGUGUCUCUCUCUCGCGUGGCUGCGAGAGAGACAGAACGGCCCAUUGAUCCGCCGCCUCGAGGCUGCCUCUCGUCCCGAGUGAUCUGGAAUCGCGAUCGGAAUCGCUUUGAAAGACGAUCUCGCACGCGAGUCGAGUAGUCGUGCGUUCGGCAAAUUCGAGAACGAAAGAGAAGUAAUCGCGAGAAACUUGCUUUCCCGAGCAUCGUCGGUUUGUUCUCUUCUCUCUCUCUCUCUCUCGAUAAGGUAUACUUUUCAAAUCGCGCGCUGUGUGUGGCCGAGUGUCUCGAUCGUGAGUCGUCGAACGGGUGGAAUCUUCCGGCACACUUUGUACAAAGCCGAAGGCGCGGUCUUGAAAAAGACUACGAUUGAAUCUCGCUCGAAGAUUGGUCGGACAAGAUUAUCGGCUUCUUAGAUCACGUUGAAAGUUUGUCAGAGUGCGACAGAGUUUCUCGCGUAGUGCAGAGAAUAUGAGACUUCAGCUCCCGAAGAAUCGUCUUAUUAAGGAAAGAGCGAGAGAGAGAGGGAUAUUCUGCUUCUCUCGAACGCAUAAGCGGCGUUAAAUUGUCGAGAGGUGUUCGAGAAGGUGGCAAUCGGAAGGUGCGAGCGAUUUGAUGACAUUUUCGAGAAGAGGCGUCGAUGGGAUUGAAGGAGCGCGGGGGGGACGCUCGUUAAGGCGCCUCUAAUAAUAGCGGCGCGCUCGCGAGUGUAGCAAGCGAUCUAUAAAUAGCGGUCUCUGGCCCCGUGGAAACACGAGCCCGUGGAUUUCACGGUGCAACCUGUGUGCCGACAGCGAAAACGGGAGAGAGAAAAAGGAGGGAAUCGCCGAGAGAAGAAUCAGCGCGGCCGAUUUGGAUAAGGCCAUCGAGGACUUAAUGUACGGAUUGAUUUGUGAAGUUGAAGAGUUCUCGAGAAGAGUGUGAUUUAAUCGGCGAUUUAUAUCGUGCGACGAGUAUUUCGGAGAAUGAUCCCGGAUCGCUAGAACCCGAGCUAGAACGAGAGACGAAAAUCGACAGACGCAGAGAUCGUCGUCCAGGAUGUGAUUCAAUUUUCGACUUGGAAUCUACUUGUCGCGAGCUACAAUACGUCAAACGAUAUCUAAUUUGAGACGAGAGAAAUGUUGGGGAAACAACCCACAAGGUUGGAAUUUUAUUUUAUUUAUUCUUGAUUUUUCUAGAGUGACUUGCGUUGGAUCGGAAAUCAGUGAGAAAGACAGAGAUUCUCUUGAAUCCGGGAUGAAUCGGCCGUCGGCUGGAAGCUAAUCGAGACUGAUAUCGAGAAGAAACUUUUCCAUGGAGUUUCCUAUUUUACUUUUCCAUCGUGAUAUCUCAGUUCGACUGGUGUGAUCCAAAGAUAUCGUACGUGAAAAGUUUUGACGCAGUCUUAGUGAAUGCGAUCAUCCGAGGGACAUCAAAGUGCAACCGUCGAAUAUCGAUGUCUUGGAACAACAUCCGAUCAUUUCGACGCAACCGACACAACCGGUUUAUCAAACGGAAUGCGAAGAAACUUCACAGUGUUUUCUUUUCUGCUUCGAGUACAGUGCAUAGUUUACAUACUUAAUGUUUCAAAUUUAUUUAGCAUGAUUUAAUGACACGUGCAACGCUAGAAAAGUACAUUUUACGCAUUAAACUGGUGAUUAGCUUUGACAAACGACUGAUAAUAAAUGUGCUAUUGGACUACUAUUAAUAUAUACUCGGAUCAUUAAGUUACUCGAGUUGUUUACGUGGGUUUGAUUCCAUCGUACGUGCUCUUCAUCUUUCACCGUUGACACAUCAUUGCAAAGUCGCAAUUACGCAAGACUGACCCGAACUCUAAUCUGACUUAUCGAUCUUAGUCUUACAAUAUUUAUACUAAAAAAAAAAAUAUUUGUGGACAGCUAAGUCUCUCCAAGAGAUCCCAGAUCCCUCGCGAUGCCCUCGUCCGGACGCUCCAGGGACUCUCAGUGAUACCGCGGAGGGCGAUCAUCCACCCCAGCGGAAGAUGAGCGGCGAGUGAGAGGAAGAGGCUGCCCCCCUCGAGCGACGGGGACCGUCGGGGAUCGACAUCCGGUCGCGAACGCGAAGCGGGUAGGACGCUCGCGCGGGGUCAGCGGCACGGUGGAGAGCGGUGCCACGGUGCGGGGGGUCGUGGUGGACCCCGGCGAUGACACAGCCAUGAUGGCCUACGGUGGCACCGCUGGUAACGGGGGCGCGAUGGGCCCCACGGCCGGUGGCGGCGGCAACGCCGGUGGCGCGGACGUUCUCGGCACCGCCGCCGGCGACUACAGCCCCCAGAGCACGCCCACGCCCUUGACCGGGCACACGACGACGAGCGGCUCGGUGGAGAACGCUUACACCCCCGGCACCACCGGGGCGGCCAGCUACAGUCCUCAGGACAGCCCGGCGAGCUCCGCCGGGGGCAGCGGCAACGGCCAGCUGCCGAGUUUCGGCUUCACCCAGGAGCAGGUCGCGUGUGUCUGCGAGGCGAUGGUGUCGAAUGUCCAGGUUCUCCAGCAGGCGGGCUCCGUGGAGAGGCUCAGCAGAUUUCUCUGGUCCCUACCGGCAUGCACCAGGUUGCAUCGGCACGAGAGCGUCCUCAAGGCAAAGGCGAUCGUCGCCUUCCAUCGGGGCCAAUUUAAGGAGCUCUACAGGAUCCUGGAGAGUCAUACCUUCAGCCCUAACAAUCAUCCCAAGCUGCAAGCCCUCUGGCUCAAGGCCCACUACAUCGAGGCUGAGAGGCUACGUGGCAGGCCCCUCGGCGCAGUCGGAAAAUAUCGAGUGCGUCGUAAGUUUCCGCUACCGCGCACUAUCUGGGACGGCGAGGAAACGUCUUACUGCUUUAAGGAAAAAUCCAGGAGCGUUCUGAGGGAUUGGUAUGCCACCAAUCCUUAUCCGUCACCGCGCGAAAAGCGAGAAUUGGCGGAGAGCACUGGUCUCACCACCACGCAAGUCAGCAAUUGGUUCAAAAACCGGAGGCAGAGAGACCGCGCCGCCGAGCACAGUGGACAGAGGGAGGACAAGACUCACGGCGGGGGUUUAGGAGACUCCAGCAGCGAAAGCGGUGACGAGACGAAGCGACAAUCCGGGCAGCAGCCGCAGCAACAGCCAUCCUCUUGCGCUGUUCAGCAGCAACAGCAGCAGCAGCAGCAGCAGCAGCAGAUGGUGGACCACCAGCAAACCUCCGGCAUGUACCAGCUUCCGCCUCCGGUCACGGUCUCCAGCCCGCAUUCGUAUCACCAGAGUCACGGCACGUCCUUGAGCCACCCGCACAUGCAGCACCACGACACGAGCAGCGAGAGCGGCGAUGACAAGAGGAACCUCCAUCAUCAAUUGCAGCAUCAUCUCCAAGUCGGCACCCACGGUGCCCACGGUCUCGUUCAUCCCACCGCUACUUUGCCACCACCACCGCCCAGUUGCGCUCAACAGAAGAGCCAGUUGGAUUACAUGCAGUACUACAGCCCGCAGGACUAUUUAAUCGGCACGCCGACCUCCGCGGAUUUGCAAAAGUCCUUGCCGCAUACGGCAACGUCGAUGCAGAUGGGCGCGAUCGCGCCUUCCAUGGGCGGGUUGAGCCCGAUGGGUCCUUCGACGAUGCUGUCCAAUACCAUGCAGGGUGUCAACACCAUGAACACCAUGUCGAUGAACGGCAUGGGCAUGGGCGCUUAUCAGGGCAUGAGUUCCAUGGGGAUGUCGACGUCGCACGCGAGUUACCAUAGCGGCCUCGUGUUGGGCGAAUACCAUUCCUUGUGACCUUGGGCCCCAAGCACCCAAAGCAAAAGGAGCCAGGAGAAGACUUAAUGCACAUCGGUGAGGCGCAAGACUUCCGGUCGAUCAAGGUACUCUUGAAUGGUUUGCUGUGAUAUUAUUUGGAUCGUCAAUAAAUUAUUAUCACCAAAGAAAGAUAAAAAAUAUUAUCCUGAUAUUGAAAUUUGAAUUUAGCGUAUUACAAAAGGAUACGAAAUUAUUAAAAAAUGUUAAGAAAAGUCAUUAUUAAAUACAACCCAGUGAGCGAUCUCAAAUUCAUUGUUUUUUAAUGCAAUUAUUAAAUAAUGAAUUUAUUUAAAGAGCUUUAAGUCAAAAAUAUCUUUUUUAUCGCGAUAAUAAUUUCUUGGCGACCCAGUAAUGUUCAGAUAAAUAGGAAGGAGAGUUCUCUACGGAUAUAUCGUUUCGUUCUCCGUGAGCUUUUCUCGGUGGGUAUUUUGAAGCGUAUGAAGAGCGUUAAAAAUAACUGUCUGUUAAACCGUCGCGUCUGCCUCGGCGUUCAGAAAAAUUUUUUAAUUGCGUAAAUAAAUUAUCUUUUUUUAUACACAUAAAAAAAUAAACGUAAAUACGUAUAAUUAAUUAUACGU